This is a messenger RNA of Oncorhynchus kisutch (coho salmon), 5039 nucleotides long. RefSeq lists its product as uncharacterized. The transcript is spliced from 9 exons. The record is from RefSeq and is a predicted model, not a curated record. Bases 1028 to 4924 code for a protein of 1298 amino acids. NCBI's taxonomy places the organism in Eukaryota, Metazoa, Chordata, Actinopteri, Salmoniformes, Salmonidae.
AUGAGUAGCUGGGCUCUGCAAUAAUUAGCUUCCAGAGCAAUUACAAAUACCUUUUCUUGUUUUAAAAGCGUCAUUACAACUAGCAACAUGACAGUCACCUCUAAGCCGGUCUCAGUAGAAACGCUAUGUGUUGGAUUUGUCCAUGUCUCGCUAAAUUAACCUAGCUACCAGAACAGAUGUGGAGAAUUUAUACUACAGUUUUAAGGGAUCUCUCUGAAGGUUUUAGAUGAUACAAUGGUGCUUCGUCCUCUGGAUGAAGAACCAUACAUCUCGGCUUGGCUUCAUUGAAUUAUUAUUUCGGAACCGUUGACAUGCCAUUUGUGUUGACGGAUGGAUGAAAAUAAUGUAAUUAUAGUAUCGUUAUACAUAGGUUAGCAGAAGAAUCCGCAUGAGAUGCCCAUAGAACUGAGCCCUGCUCCAUUUCAGCACCAUGCGGUGGUCUCAGGUGCUGUCCAGACUCGAAACAUUUCAGCACCAUGGCACGGUCCCCUGACGCCAAGAAACGUGUCAGCUCUAUGCAGCGGACAGCUCCAUAGCGCUGAAAUAGAUCAAGCCCCCUAGAACGUCAUUGAUUUUAAAUUAUUCUAGGUGCAAGUGGUUAUAAUUUAUUGCAUGUCCUAGUUUUGCAGCUUUGCAAACUCAGAAUUAUAGCUAAUGGUGGCAGCGAGUUACGUUUUUGUGCAUGGCGAUGAACGAGGAUGCUUGAUAAACCAUAAAUCAAACGCAAAAACGUGCACUUACAAAUAUUUUCGUUUGGCAGAACUUUGACAAGCUAUGAUCUGUUUUCUAAUGACAUUGACAGUUAAUAUAGACAUUAGACUUAGGCCUAAUUGUGACAUCAUGUGUGUAUGACAUCUUUGAAGAAUGCCCUGGCUUCAGCCAAUCGGAAUCGAGUAUUCAACAAUGCUUUGGCAUAAUUCAAGGACGUUCAUAUUCACUUCAGUUGUCUGCCGAUGGUUCACUGACGUUUUUUCAAGGGAGAUAUUAGUAUUUCCUCUAAACAGCCUACAACAAAAAGCUACACAUCAUGUCAGAUGACAGCAAGAGCGUGAAAUGGGAGGAUCCCCCGGAUGACCAAAAUAAGGUUGUGGGGAAAAUGAAGGAUGAAACAGAGACACAUGAGACCAACAAGAACAGGACAGGAGGCAAGGCUAAACGUAAGUCCAGUGGCUGUGCCAAGAAGACUUCCGUGGAGGAGGACAGCAGCAUUGGUGCAGAGUCUUCUCAGACACCCGGGUGUGGUUUCCGGGAAAGGGGAUCUAUCAUUGAGCAGCUGGAGAAGGAGGCUCAGAGGACUCUAAUGCCUUCUCUCAAGAUUGGGACAUGCUGUGCCCCAAUCCUCCUCUCCUUCCUGAGGAGUCUAACUGAUGACCAAUGGAGAGUGAUUCAGCAUGGCAUGAAAAAUAACCUCACAUUCGAGCAGCUCUCCAUGCUGUGUCUGAAGAUUGUUGAAGUCGUGACCCAGACAGCCCUCCGCAUUCUCCUACCAGCGCUAGCUCGUAUCAUGGGGGUGAACCUGAGGAGUGGGGCAACCUCCCCAGAAUCCCAGUGCUCUCUGACAGGGUCUGAGGAUUCCUUAGGCAGUCUGGAUGAGAGAGAGAAAAGGCUGCUGACCAGUGAGAUGAACUACUGGACUAAGGAGAGGAGGAGGAAUGGCAGUGCAGGGUGCCGCCAUAAAUCCACUCGCAGAACCUCAUCACCAUGCUGUUCGCCUAAGAGGUCCCAGACCUCAUUGCAGAGCUUGCCUGCAACUAGAGAGGCUCCCCUCAUGGAGGAGCCUCUGAAGGCUCUUUUUGGGGUAACGGAAGAGAGCCUCCUGAUAUCCCUGGUUGAGGGUCACUCCAACCCCACCUCCUCCGAGUUGAGCUGUGCUAUCGUGGGAGAGGUAGUACACCAGCUUAACUCUGGCCUCUCAGUGGCCAUUCAGGCCAGCUCGGGGAGUUACCCCCCUAUGGACAGUCAGGACAUAGCAGCAGGCAAGGAGGUCAUUCGGGUAGCCUCGGUGCAGAUCCUGGCCGAGCUACUGAGCCAAACGUCUGAGCCAGAGUGGGUAGGGUUUAUCGAGCCCCUCAUGGACCCUGUGACCGAUGAUGUGCUGGAUGCCAUUGUCGGCACAAUGGACAAAAUGGCACAGGACUUCAACAUCCUACUGGAUCUGGCCAAGAAGAUGACAAUCUUGGGGUCUAAAUUUCUGACCAAUCUUCAAUGUGACCUUGAUGUUGAGUGUCCAUCUGGGAAAGAAGGGACCACUCACUUUCUCAAAGAGACUGGAUCCUCUACCAGUGUGGUGGCCAGAAAGAUUCAGACCCUCUCUAGCCCCGACUUUCAGUCUAAAGCCCUGAAGGCGGUUAGCACCAUCCUUAGAAGGAAAGUCAGCAGCUCUUCUGGCAUGGCUCCUUCCUCUAGGCCUUCUAGUGCUGCUCCUAGCCUUACUGAAGCUCCCCUGAAUACCAGCUGCACAGCCCUGACACAUGUAACCUCCACUGCCACAGUGAUUGUUAAGGCAUUUGUGGGAGGCAUGGAGACGAUAGCAUCAUUUGAAGGCACAUGUGAAGCAGUUGAUUGGCCAGUUCCUGUAAAUGACCACAAAACAGGAUCUUCACAGAUGAUAACCUUCUCUCUAGCCCGCACACUCUACGGCCGUAUACGAGCAAAGCUGAGGGACCUUUUAACUCUAUCCGCUCGAGAAGGUGUUGCUAAGAAUGCUUCUCUUCAGGAGUCUUCAGACACCCUGGAAAAGGCAACUGUUUCAACUGUUGAGGCCCAGUUACCCAGCACCGAACUUAGUAGAGUUCCCAGUGAGAGCCAACCAAUACCAGCUCUCUGUCUCUCCAAUCUGGAUACCAGUACUCAAGAAGUUCUUAGCAGUGUUUUUUCCAUCUACAAGUCAGAGUUAUCAAAAGUGGAGAGUAAAUCCUUGGCCGUUGUCAGUUCAUCUGAUGAGUCCCUAGAGGCUUGUUGGUUUGUUGAUAGUGUCCUAUCAAAGCUCGAUGACUAUACUAUUUCCCAGUCACCCUCACCCAAUGAAGACUUGAGCGUGAGUACUCAAUAUUCUCAACUGAGCUCAGAAGAGAGUGUCAGAAUCACAGAGUCCUCUACUAGUCUGAUUCAGAGCAUUAAGAAGCUCUCUAGCAAUGACUUCCAGACUCAGGCAGAAGAGGCAGUGAGUAAAGUGCUGAUGAGAUCCAGUCAUUCCUUUAUCACACAGAUCAGCCAUACUGGUCUUCAGAAAAGUCUGCAGGCUGGCUUAUCAUCUAGCUCACCAUCAGAGAUCCAUGUCCUUUCAGAAUCCAUGUCCUCCAUGUCCUCUGAGAAUACAGCCUCUGGAUUAGUGGAAACCUUUGUCAAAGGAAUGGCCACUAUUUUCCAGAAAAAUGAGUCCACUGACACUGUGCUACUGGAAAGAAGUGGGAGAGUUUCGCAGUGCUCCCACGGGGGCUCCCAACUGGAUGAUACUGAAUUGAGUGUUAAAAUAUCAGAGGAGAAGCUUUGGUCAACAGCUAAGACCAUCUGCGUCAGUAUGAAGAACACACUUAAGGAUUUCUUCACAGGGCUGAAGCCACCCGGAUCCGAAAGGACAGAAAAUGCUUCUUCCAAAGAGAACCUUGGGGAAAUCCUGGUUGCUUUCCAGAGUGAAUUCUCAAACUUAGGGCGAAUUCAGGAUUCCAGGGAGCUCCUUCAGAUCAAUGAUAUGGUAGGAACUAUGCUGAGGGAGGUUGAGAAAAGUGAGGAUGACAGUGAACAAGUCUGCCAAGACAUCCCUAGAACCUGUUCAUCUUUGUCCACUUCUUUAAAUGGUCGGAGUUCCUUGUCCAGCUCUUCAAAGAGUCCUAGGUCAGAGUGUGAGUUAGAGAUCAACCUCCCUGGCACUCCCAUCCCUGACGAAGUGCCUUUUGAUCUGACCUGCCCCAUCUUCAGGAGCUCCUGCAUCGACACCAGGGUCUCUAAAAUGCCAGAGAUUUCUUCAAGUGACCUAAAGACAAAGAUGAUGGCACACACAGAUCAACCCCUGCAUCGUAACAGUCCAAUGACUGACAGCAGUCGACCACCGAGUGCUAAAGCCUCUUUUCGAUCCUCCACUCCGUCUUUCACCAGUAGGGGAACCUCUUUGGUACCGAAGGGAGAUGGGAUUGACAUUGAAGAGAAGGAGGAGUGUAUCCCCAGCAGCUCUGGCCAUCUGAGGGAGCUCUUAAUCACCCCGGACAUCAGCAGUGCCUCUGCAUUCCCACUGCAGUACUUGAUGGACUCCAGCAAAGAUGAUGUCAUCUGUUUGGUCGCCAUACUGGUGAUAAGGUUGCUAUCGGAGAUCAGACCCUCAACCCUAGAUGGACCCUCCCAACAGGCAGCAGACAUGACAGAAACAUCUCAGCAACUCAUCAGACAAGUCCUGUCUGAGUUCUGUGCUGCAUCUAGAUUCUCCAGGACACAGGCAUAUUCCCAGAUCCUGUACAUCCAAAGGGUGUUCAGAGGUGUACAUAAAAACCUCAUGGAGGAGUUUGGCUCUAAUAACACCCUGCCAGCAGCUAUUUCCUCCCAGGACCCUGCAUUUGACAGAGUCCUGGUAAAGUCCUUGACCCAGCAGCUGGUACAGGGAUGCAAGGAGACGUCAAGACCAGCUUCUGCUGCAACAAACCCAUCAGACCAGGCUGAGACAGAGAGGGGGGCUGAGCAGAAAGCAAGAAGGAGCUUCCUUUGCUUUUCAAUAACCAAACUCAGGAUCAACUUCAAGCGUUCCAAGAGAGGAAACAAAAAGGACUGCCAUUCAGUCCAGGAACAGACUGAGAUUCCCUCUACUGAUGGACAUUGCAUAGUGGGAGAGGUUUCUCCAUCCAUAUCUCAGCCUAUCAAAAAACUAUCCUUGAUUGUCAGGGUCUUUUCAGCAAUGAUGAAGCCAUUCAGGCGCUUCACCAAGAAGAACCUGUAACCUGUUACGCUGCAUGAAGAACUACUUUUGUAACAGCAAGACUUUUGACGAGGAAUUUCUGUAUGUCUACCCUUUCAAAGUAUAUGUGAUUAAAUAAAUACAUUAUUUUACAAGA